This is a messenger RNA of Mytilus californianus (California mussel), 2080 nucleotides long. RefSeq lists its product as uncharacterized. The record is from RefSeq and is a predicted model, not a curated record. Lineage: Eukaryota; Metazoa; Mollusca; Bivalvia; Mytilida; Mytilidae. The transcript has 5 exons. Bases 1 to 1197 code for a protein of 398 amino acids.
AUGUAUGAUGCUUACAAAGGAGCUCCAACAACUCAUUGUCAGAAAAAGCAAAAACUGCAAACAGAGAUAAGUGAAGAGUUACCAAAGGCACCAUGGAAGGUGGACAAGCCUGGUUUGAAGGUGGCAGAUACAAGAGCUAAAAACCUUGUUUACCCAACAGGAUACGAUUACCUGGCAGAAAAUCAUUUUUCGAAGCCUUGGACAUUGAGGACAAUGCAUGGAAAACAUCAGUUUGUCAAAAGUGGUGCUGCAUUAUGGUGCUUGCGAGGACUACUGCCAAAGAGACAGGAAAAUACACUUAGAAAGCUGUUUUCAGCUAUUGAUAUGAUGACCCACGAAAGCUUUGACAGUGAUGAAUUAGAUGAUAUUAUACAGUUCACAAGUGAAGCUAUGUCUUUGUUGGAGAGAGAUUUCCCUAUUGCCUUACAGACAAUUACUACUCAUUUAAUGCACCACAUUCCAGAAGGAUAUGCUGAUUUUGGACCUUUGUACGGGAGGUGGUUAUUUCCUUUUGAAAGGAUAAAUAGUUGGAUCACACGCCAAGCAUUGAACAAGAACAAAAUAGAAGCAACCAUCAUGGAAACUUAUGCUAUAUAUGAUUGGUGUGUUUUUAUGAUAAUGUCAGGGAAGAUAAAGCAAGAUGACAUCAAUAUUGGAAAACUAGAAAAACUCCUGCUGGACGAGGGAAUAGAUGAGAUGAAAACUUCAAUUGGGAAAAAGUUUUUCAUUCCGGAUACUGUUCUGUCACAUAUGUCCGAGAUAUACGAUUUUUGUCUACUACAACGAAUGACAAAUAAAGGCAAGGAAGUUAGUUGUUGUACCAAGUUAUAUGGGAAUACAGGAAGAGAGAUGAAGUACUCUUCUGUUACAAAGCAGAGAUCAUCAGACACAUUUGUGUAUGCAGUGAAAAUAGGAGAUGAUUUUGUCGCAAAUCAAAAUUGUGUCAAUUCACUGUCAGAUAUACUGUUUGGUAACAUUUCUAAAAUAUUUGAACACUCUUGGCAUGGAAAAAGCUACACAUGGCUUUUGGUGGAUAUUUAUGAUGAUGUCAAGUUUAAAAAUGGAUUUUGGAGUACGAGUGAGCAGUUUAUUUCGCAGAGACCUCUUUUAUUGCAGGAUGUCAGUGCUCCCCAGGUCGUUGGAAAGGAAAGCAACCGGCUCUAUUUUGUCAGUGCAUCAGUAUCAUUGAAGGAUUGAAAUUGAUUAUGUUGAUCUAUGUUCAAUUGUUUUCUAUACUUUAUAUAUAUUAUAUUGUACAUGUAAUUAUGUCAAUAAAAAAAUUGUAAUUAGUAAAAAUAAUAUGUUUAGCUAAUGUUAUAAACUUGGCUGUUUCAGUUUAGUUUUUUGGCCCUACCUAGGGCAUUAUGUGAAACGGUCUAUGCGUCUGUUUGUCUGUUUGUUCAUUUGUUUGUCGAGCUUAGGUUGAUGUUUUUUGUCCAGGUAGUUUUUGAUGAAAUUGAUGUCCAAUCAAUUGAAACUUAGUAUAUGAUCUUUCUAGUUUUAAUAUCAAAUAGAGUUUUGACAUUAAUUUUAUGGUCCACUGAUUAUAGAAAAUGAUAGUGCAAGUGGGGCAUCUGUGUACUAUGAACACAUUCUUGUUUUUUAAUGUAGUAUGUAAUUUGACAUUAUCAUUAAAAGAAUUUAACAAAAUCUCAAUAAGAAUACUGUAUAUGCUGUACGAAAGGCUGCAGAUGUGUGUCAAAAGUAUGUUUAUCUCACUUUACUAUAAGUUUUAUGUAUAAUGCUUCAUAUUUCAAAUAUACAUGAAUGACCCCUUUGCAUAAUUAACACUAAUCAUUUCAAGACACAGUUCCAUAAUCUUUUUUUAUGGUUAUUUGUUGUUUUUUAUUCUUUAUUUUAUUGAUAUGAGUCCUAUAAACUAAAUACCUACCUGAAUUUAAUAUAUUUCAACAAUUAGGUGAUUAUUUUUAUUCAUUAGUUAGGCACCUAUAGGUCCAGAUAACUUCCCUCUAUAUAUUUUAUUAAAAAAAAUCAAUUUUCCAACUUCAAUUUUGUUUUCCUCAGGGAUGUAGAAACUACUUUUGUAUUUGCAUGUUGAAUGAUUAUGCUAAUGAGAUUG